This is a messenger RNA of Triplophysa dalaica, 2151 nucleotides long. RefSeq names its product HAUS augmin-like complex, subunit 5 (gene haus5). The transcript has 19 exons. The record is from RefSeq and is a predicted model, not a curated record. Bases 99 to 2027 code for a protein of 642 amino acids. Gene Ontology annotation, biological process: centrosome cycle; spindle assembly. NCBI's taxonomy places the organism in Eukaryota, Metazoa, Chordata, Actinopteri, Cypriniformes, Nemacheilidae. Gene Ontology annotation, cellular component: centrosome; HAUS complex.
CGUAUUUUGAAAGUAUCGUUUUUCUGUGAUGGUUUUGUUCUGCAUGUGAUAUUUGGAGACUGUAGUUAUCGUGUAUUAAAAUAAAAGAGUCUGAAAAGAUGGGGAGUCUCAGUCGAGAGCUGAAACGUUGGGCUGUUGAGGAGCUUGAGCUGCCAGCAGUGAGACUACCGGAUGAUGGUUAUUUAAAGACGUUGUGUGUCGGUCCCGGUGCUUCUAUUUGGAAGUAUAUCACGCAGCAUGUUUACAAAGAGAGGAAUGUUCGAAUUAUGAGGGGGAAUCUUCAAUGGUACAAGGUUUUGCAGGAUAAAGAACUCGGCCAGUUGAAGAAUCAAAAUAAAGAUGCAAGAAGGCUUGAGCUUCAGAGCGAGAUUAAUGGCCUUCAGACUGAACUGAAUCAACUGGACACCAAGAUCAGCAGAGUCGAGGAUCAGCUUGCUACUGCGGAUCAAGAUACGAACAAAAACUGGGAGAAAUUAAUGGACAGCAGACACAGACGCCUCCUGAUGGAUUCCUUUAGGCAGCGUUGCGCUGAGGAGAGACAUUUGCUCUCAGAGGACACGCACAUUAUAGGCACACAACGGCAGGCCCUAGAGGACCUAUCCAAAAAAGCAGAGAUGAACCUUGUCUUUGGACCAUCUGGCAGUGGAAACAGUGAAUCUGGCACAGAUCCCAUGGUUUUAAGAGAUAUCCGAGACCUCUGUGAUGACAGAGUUCUAUUUUUCAGAACCUUGCUUGAAAGCGAACUUAAGGCAAAUCAGUCUGCAGAAUUUACUGUUGACCAAAGGAGUGCUGUGAUUCAGCACUGGAUGAGUGCAGCGCAGAACGUCCUGUGUUCUCAUCCUCCAAACCAAGUGCUCUCGGCUCUUCAAACCCUGACCUCCAGGCAGCAGGUGGAGCUAGAAGAAAAGAUUGUAAAUUUGGAUGUGGGCCGUGAUGUGUCGGCUCUGGGGAUUCGAUAUGAGAGCGAUCAACUAAUAGAUGUGUCAGCUGAGCAGAAGGAAGAGUUAGCAUCUGUUCAAAGUCUGUUACAGUCUGCCUGGAAGGAGGUUGAACGGAGUUAUGUUGAGUUGGCUCAGACUCGCUGCAGACGUGGGCAGCUGGAGGCUGAACUCACAGCUUUAAUGAGUAAGCCCGCACUGGCACUGGAUACAGACCCACAGGCCAGGAGUGUGUUUGAGUUGGAGCUGGAGGCAGUGAAGCAGGUGGCGGUUAGAGACAACAUCAGAGAGCAGUUUACACAGCUGCAACUACAGGCCAGACAGGGACAGGAAGCCAUCAGGACCCUGCAGACACAGUGGCAAAGUGUCAUGGACUUUAGACAGCUGUUGGACUGGAGACAAGAACAGAUUCGGAGCUUGAUCAAGGGGAACUCCUCUUUGAAGACUGAAUUAACUCGUGUCCAAGCUGAGGUUAACCAGUUUGUCCAGGAAAAGCUUGGUCCUCAGUUUGAGAACGUGAUUAAAGCUGCCAGUGGACAGCGCAACUCUGUGUCACAGGGGGCCAAACACCUCAGCUGUGUUUCACUGGCUGCAUUGGACUGUAGGGUCAUGAACGGUGGCCAGAAGGUUCCAGCAACUCAGCUUUCCAUCCACCGGAUACAAUCUCCUGCUUUACACAAACUCCGUGAAGGGCUCUCAUUUCCCAUGUAUAUGGCUCCCGAAGAGCUGUGGUCUCAGGCUACGAAUCUGAGACUGGAGAUCCGAAUUCUGCGAAGACUUCUUCAUCUUCUCUCUGAGUCAACAGCAGAGCUGCAGACGCUGAAUGCACAGUUAGCAUCACCUGAUCAGCAGACCUUGCUGGAGUGUGUGAAGAUGACGGAUAAAGAGAUUCUGGAGACAUUGCUGCCUCGGGCCCGUGAGCUAACAAUGAGAUGCUCUAAAGGCCUGGUUUAUGGAGAACAAGUUAAGACUGCCAUCGCACACUGGUGGGAGCAGCCCGGACAGUUUGCCCUGCCAGAGAUGCAGAGAGAAGGUCUGACUUUCCAGCAGUGGUUACAGAGAUGGAAACUAGCAUCAAAAGAUUCCUGACAUGCACUUAAAAUCACUGUUAAUAUAGAGUGAUUUCAUCUGCAUACGGUUUACACUUCACGCUUAUGUUCAUAUUUCUAUUCCCUUUAUGACAAUAAAUAAACUGAUCCUUUACUUGCAUUCA